This is a messenger RNA of Hyaloscypha bicolor E, 750 nucleotides long. RefSeq lists its product as uncharacterized. The record is from RefSeq and is a predicted model, not a curated record. The transcript is spliced from 2 exons. Lineage: Eukaryota; Fungi; Ascomycota; Leotiomycetes; Helotiales; Hyaloscyphaceae. The coding region runs from base 67 to 750 and encodes 227 amino acids.
GCCUGCUAGAAUCAUCAACCUCAAUGAGGCGAAGGCGGGCUUUGACGGCAUCUAUCAAGAUGCUCCAUGGGACAAGCUCGGUGUAAUGAGUCGUACCUGGAAUCCUACGGUCGGUUGGGGGAGGCUGAGAAUGUGUUGAGGAGUGUGAUUCAAGCAGCGGUGAAUCUUGGUGUGAAUUACGUGGAAGCCACCGUCGCCAAGAUAGCUUUUGAUGCAAGUGGCACAUGUCUUGGGGUCGAAACUACUGCUGGAGAUAUUUUCACUUCAAAACAUACGGUUUUGUGCGCGGGAGCACGCACCGCAGAGCUGAUCGCAGAAAGUGCGCCAGAAAACACAGAGCUUCAAGUCAACGGUAGGAUGACUGCGGCGGCGGCUAUUAUGUGUGCAUUUAGGGUUCCAGAAAAUAAGUUGCAUAAGUUCAAGAAUGCACCCAUUAUCGUCAGUCCAAUGGGAUCCACGCCAGGCGAAAGCAUUCCACCGGGAGAACUUGGCCUCGUAAAAUGCACCCACAAACUUAGUUUCACUCACAAGGUCUACCAUGAGGCUUCGAAGCAAACGAUUUCUGUCCCACCCAAACGAGUAACACAAAGCACGUGGAGUCAAGACGUCCCCGAAGGACUCAAAAAUGAGGUUGAGAUCCUCCGUGGGAAGAUAUAUGGGAGCUGGAUUGAAAGUCUCAAGCCAGAAUACAAUAGAAUGUACUGGUUUGUUAUUCCUUCCAAUUCCCACGCCUUCUCAGAAUCAUGCUGA